GUAAAGUAUAGAAAACCGUUACCUAAAUGUUAUGAACAAUGGCUUCUCAAAGUUUGAGUUUACCAACAGUGCAUAUUCCUUCUAAAAGUUUGAUUCAGAGGCUUGAUUCCAAGUCUUUGUUGUGGCCUUCACGUGCUCAUUCCAAACCCAGAAGAGUUUGUUCCUCAAUUCGGGCAAUGGGUUCAUCUGCUUCUUCCCAGUCACAACAAGCAGACAACAUUCAAUCUGAAGCAGCAGCUGGUACUGUUGAUUAUAAAUCUUUAAGCGGUGAAGAGUGGAAGAAGCGGUUGACAAAUGAACAAUUCUAUAUUACUCGUCAAAAAGGGACUGAGAGAGCUUUUACUGGGGAGUACUGGAAUACCAAAACUUCAGGGACUUACCAUUGCAUAUGUUGUGACACACCUUUAUUUGAAUCAUCUACUAAAUUUAAUAGUGGAACUGGGUGGCCAUCCUAUUACCAGCCAAUUGGAAACAAUGUGAAAUCAAAGUUAGAUUUGUCAAUUAUUUUCAUGCCACGCCAGGAAGUUCUUUGUGCAGUUUGCGAUGCUCAUCUUGGACAUGUGUUUGAUGAUGGUCCUCCACCCACAGGAAAGCGUUACUGUAUCAACAGUGCUGCACUUAAGCUUAAACCAAGCCAAUAGAUAGUGAACUAUCACUUAGAAGCAGGUGGGAUAAUAUAAGAGACGGUGAAGACUGUUGAGAAGCUUGUAAAUGAUUCAUAUCAUAUACUUUGUACUAUUUUUCUUAUUUGGGGACAAAAUUGUCACACACCAUCUGCGUUAUAAAGCAUCCCAGAAGCACAUGAUUAUUAUAGUGAAGACUCAAAUUUUCAUA
Abrus precatorius (Indian licorice) is the source of this 834-nucleotide messenger RNA. RefSeq names its product peptide methionine sulfoxide reductase B1, chloroplastic. Gene Ontology annotation, molecular function: peptide-methionine (R)-S-oxide reductase activity. The transcript has 6 exons. Gene Ontology annotation, biological process: protein repair; response to oxidative stress. The record is from RefSeq and is a predicted model, not a curated record. The coding region runs from base 39 to 641 and encodes 200 amino acids. Gene Ontology annotation, cellular component: cytoplasm. NCBI's taxonomy places the organism in Eukaryota, Viridiplantae, Streptophyta, Magnoliopsida, Fabales, Fabaceae.